Nezara viridula (southern green stink bug) is the source of this 456-nucleotide messenger RNA. NCBI's taxonomy places the organism in Eukaryota, Metazoa, Arthropoda, Insecta, Hemiptera, Pentatomidae. The record is from the annotation of a GenBank genome assembly.
AUGAAAGACAUCAUGAGCGAACACUUGCUAUUCCGAAUCGGACCUAACCUUGACGAACUGCCGAACAUCGAGCACUGCUCAGUCGCGUCAGGUGCGACGCUGACUCACCAAGGCCCCACGCUACCGGCAUCACAACUACUGCACUUUCCUAGUCAGAUUCUGGCACCGACCCCCGAAGGUUGGGAAAGGCGGCCGGCGGAUGCGGUGUGGCCCCUCACCGAGUUUUCCAAUCACCUUUGCCUUUCGGCGAACCCAUCCUUUCUCAUGCUUGUGCAAUCGGGAUUCCAUUGCUCUUUGGCAAAUUCCAAUUUCCCUAGUGACAUAACAUCUGAUCCGUUAUUAGCGAGGCAGAUUGCUUGCUCGGUUCCCACCAUUACUUUCUUGUGUUAUGGUCUAUCUUGCACAUGGAUGAGAUCUGCUUCACGUUUCCAGUGUAAAGGCUAUGGUGGUAAAUAG